Molecule: messenger RNA, 1776 nt
Organism: Quercus robur (English oak)
Lineage: Eukaryota; Viridiplantae; Streptophyta; Magnoliopsida; Fagales; Fagaceae
Product: ethylene-responsive transcription factor RAP2-12-like
Exons: 2
Coding region: 224-1363 (379 amino acids)
Biological process (GO): ethylene-activated signaling pathway; regulation of DNA-templated transcription
Molecular function (GO): DNA-binding transcription factor activity; DNA binding
Source: RefSeq, a predicted model, not a curated record
GAAAAAAAAGAAAAAACCUUUGUUCACCAACUCUCUUUAUAAACCCUCAAAACACUCCGACUCUCACUCAAACGCGUACAAAUUUUUCUCUCACAAAAUCUAGACCCUCAUUUCUCAUACAUUUUCCGCCAACAAAAAAAAAAAAGAAAAGAAAAACCUUUUCACUUUCGCAACACAAAGACCAAAAAUUUAGAAGAAGAAACAACCAAACACCGUCCUCAUCAUGUGUGGAGGAGCUAUAAUCUCCGACUUCAUAGCGCCGGUCGGGCCUCGGGGGCUCACGGCGGACUUUCUCUGGGGAGAUCGGAAAAAGCCCACCUCGGGAAGGAGGUUCUCGAAGCCUGUCGUUGACAUUGACGACGAUUUCGAGCAAGAUUUCCAGGGCUUCAAGGACGAUGACGAGUCAGAUAUCGAUGAGGAAGAGGAGGUCCUCGUGCAAGAUGUCAAGCCCUUUGCUUUCUCUGCUCCUCGUUCCUCUGGAUCUAAGCCUGUAAAAUCUGUGGAAUUCAAUGGGCAAGCUGAAAAAUCUGCCAAGAGAAAGAGGAAAAAUCAGUAUCGUGGAAUCCGGCAGCGCCCAUGGGGUAAGUGGGCUGCUGAGAUUCGAGACCCAAGGAAAGGGGUUCGUGUCUGGCUUGGAACUUUUAACACUGCAGAAGAAGCUGCAAGAGCUUAUGAUGCCGAGGCGCGGAGAAUUCGUGGCAAGAAAGCUAAGGUGAAUUUCCCUGAUGAGACUCCUCGUGCUUCUCCAAAGCGUUCAGUUAAGGCAAAUCUGCAGAAACCACUUGCCAAGGCAAACCUGAACUCUGUCCAGCCCAACCUGAACCAAAAUUUUAAUUUUGUGAACAACUCUGAUCAGGACUUUACCAUGGGUUUAAUGGAAGAGAAACCUUUUACCAACCAGUAUGGGUAUAUGGAUUCCAUCCCUGUUAAUGCAGACGUCGGCCUCAAGCCAUUUGCUUCCCCUAAUACGGCCCCAGUGUACUUUAGUUCAGAUCAGGGGAGUAACUCGUUUGAUUGUUCUGACUAUGGAUUUGGAGAACAGGGUCCUAAGACUCCAGAAAUCUCAUCUGUUUUUUCAUCCAGUGUAGAAGGGGAUAAUACUCAGUUCCUGGAGGAUGCUAACCCCCCAAAGAAACUGAAAUCUGACUCUGGGAAUGCAGUUUUUGUUGAAGAUAACGCUGCAAAGACACUGUCUGAGGAGCUAUCAGCUUUUGAGAACUCGGACUUCCAGAUGCCAUAUCUCGAGGGAAGCUGGGAUGAAUCCAUUGAGGCAUUGUUCAGUGGGGACACGACUCAGGAUGGUAACUCGAUGGAUCUUUGGAGCUUCGAUGACCUCUCUGUUAUUGUUGGGGGAGAUUUCUGAGCAAGCUUUUCCCAUGCUUGCUAGUUUAUGUAAAUAAGGCUACAUGUUAGUGAGUUUCAUCCUUUUGCAAGCUUCUUUAUUGACUUGUUUUCUUGUUCCCUCUCAUUUGUUGCUUGUUUUUACUAUAUUGUCUUUCUGAAAAGAGUUGUUGCUCUCGAUUUUACUGCUUACAGGAAUGGUUGUAAUCUGAUGGACUGGGGUUACAAACAACAUGAACUUGCUUAAGGCUUUUAUGGAGAUUGUACUGAAGUAGUACUGUUGUAUGGGGAGUACAUAGGUAUUUAGGUUACUUUCUACCUUGAAGACCUUGAAUUUGGGAUUUUGAAUUUUAUCUUUUUGUAUUAAUGAUGAUGUGUAGUCUGUGAUAAAAAUGACUAAAACCUGAUGAAUGUCAACUUUGGUGUUUGUUUGCA